AUGAACCGGCUCUGUCUGGGGUUUGAGCUCGUGUACACGCUGCAGUCUCACACGGUGGUGCACUGGGAGCAUACUCGGGUGAUGAUGAUGUUUCUCCGUGCAUUGACGUACACCUAUGGGGGCCAGGGCCAUCAUCUCCGACACAGCAAUGGUCUGUGGCUGGACUGCCGGGUUGACCCUGGCGCGGGUAAUGGCGAGCGGGUGGUGGAGGGCAUGGGUGUGGGGGAGACGUUGGACCGGUAUGGGUAUGGAUGGUUCCUGGACAAGGUGGACUGGGCCAGCAUGGUCUUCCGGGUGGCACACCGGAGCCACAUGGCAUUCAACACGCCGACGCUGCUGUCCGCCUACUCCCGACGGUAUCAGCCCCUUGUGCGAGCGCAGCGCGAUUACAUCUUCGUGCACGACAUCUUUUCGCAGAUGCAGGCGUGGCGGGAUGGGCCUCCCGCCCGGACGGCGGUGUUGUUGGAUCUGCUGGUGGAUGUCUGUCUCCAGGCGUUCCGGAAAGAUGUGUUUCGUGCGCUGCAGGCCUCCAAGCCCCAGCAGCCCAUCAAGAAGCAAGCCCUGGCAGACGCCCUGGCAGGUGCGGUGCCACUGACCAUUGUGGGUUUCCAGCGAGUUUUCCAGCGCGCCCCAGUGGAAACCGAGUUCCAGUACGUGCGCGGAUCGAAUGCCAAGGUGGGCCAUGUGCAGGUGCUCUUCAGUUGGCUCUGGGGCUGGGCUGGGGAUGGCAACCACGGGGGGGAUUGGCGGCGGAAGGGCUGGGAGCAGAAGCUGUACCGACUCCUCUUCCGGCAGUGUUUUGAAGUGAUCACGCGGGUCUUCGGGCUGGGGCAGGCUCGGGCGUGGCGGGCGACGCUCCAGUAUCGGUUUGUGCGGACGCACUGGGUGUUACCGUAUCCAAACAACCAACGCUUCUGGAGUCGUGGCACCGGACUCCAUGGAACUGGGCGGCGACGGCUGCUCACUUGGGUCAGUGUCCAUCCGGACGUGGAACGGUAUCACCGGGAGGACCCAUUGCGGGAGUGGACCGUCCCAUUAGCGGCAAUCAACCAGUUGCCCAUCCGCGGGUGGCAACGUGGUGCUCAACCGAUGGACCUCAGCGUCGAGCUUCCCACGAUUCCCAGUGACCUUGAAGUGCUGGUGGCGGCUGUCACUCGUCCCAGUCCGUCCACGCGUGCCGCUGGGUCGUCCCCACCGCCCCCCUCCGCUCAGGGCUUGCCUCUGCCUGUGAUCCGGGUUACGGCGGGACCGAUGCAGCAGCAUCUGCUUUCGUAUCACCAGGAUGAGUCCCGAGUGACGCGACUGGGCCAGCAGCAGGCGCAGCAGGAGCAGUUGGCCACGGAGCAGCUGUUGGAGCAGCUGCCUCGUGUCAGUGAGGCCUUCUGGAAGCGGGUGCAGGAAGAAUACCAGUCCAUUGCGCUCUAUCGGCGUCCUCACGUGGAACCAGCACGACCUGCGGCCACCCCUUUCCGGCAGCGGACAGUGAACCGGGGCCGUCAAUGGCUGUAUGACAUUGACCAGUGGACCAAGAAGCAUGUGCAGAAGUACCAUCGGUAUGCGCGGGCGCUCCAGGAAGCGGAGCAGCGGACGUAUGAGAUUGGACCAGGGAUGACUGCGGGAGAGUUUGAGCGGCAGCGGCAGGCGGAUGUCAGGAAAGCUCGCACUCGGCAGCGAGAUAUCCUCCGGGCGAUGGGGGAGGUUGCCAAGUGUAUUGGAACAAUAUAUAGCGACGUGGAAGAAACGGCGGCCGAUGCUGGGGCAUCUGUUGGAGGAUGCACCACAUAG
Molecule: messenger RNA, 1785 nt
Organism: Monascus purpureus
Lineage: Eukaryota; Fungi; Ascomycota; Eurotiomycetes; Eurotiales; Aspergillaceae
Source: the annotation of a GenBank genome assembly